Molecule: messenger RNA, 683 nt
Organism: Dermacentor silvarum
Lineage: Eukaryota; Metazoa; Arthropoda; Arachnida; Ixodida; Ixodidae
Exons: 2
Coding region: 20-664 (214 amino acids)
Source: RefSeq, a predicted model, not a curated record
CUCAGCAGAUGCUUCGCAAAUGUCUGGGCGCCAAGAAAGCGCUUCCUUCAAGCAAGUUGGAGCACUAUUUAGAAUGCCGGCAUUGUAUGUUUUGGUGGUUACGCUCAUCAUCGCAGACCUCACAACGGCGGAAUUUUAUGGUACAGUCGUAGACUACGCCCGCGACCGAGGUUUAGAGCCACGUGACGCCGAGCAGCUGGUGACCUUCGUUUCACUGGGAGCGCUUCUGGGUGGUCUCUCUGUGCCCCUGCUGACUGACUGCGUGCCGUUCAUCCGCUGUCCUGCCUACGCUGUCAGUUUACUGGCCGUUGGUGGGUGCCAAAUGGUUGCCCCGUACCUAUCUGGGUUUACAGCAAAUAUAAUGCUCGCACUAUUGGUUGGAGCAUUCAUGGGAUUCAUCUUGUGCAGCAAACCCGUACUCCUUGCGGAAUCAUUCGGUAUCCGACGUACGGCGGCAUGCCUGGCCCUCAUCGGCGUGAUCAGGAUACCGGUGUCCCUGGUCUGCCCUCUCCUAAUUGGCCACUUUCGUGACUCGACUGGAUCAUACGAUGGCUACUAUCGGAUGCUCGGAGGAAUGAGCGUGGCAGCCGCUUUGCUCUUCAGCGCACAUUACAUCUUCAGCCGAGGAAAGUUCACAGCGGACGAGCAGCCCUCAGUGCUGUAAUACCAAUAAAAUGCCUAAU